This is a messenger RNA of Cornus florida, 1009 nucleotides long. RefSeq names its product probable pterin-4-alpha-carbinolamine dehydratase, chloroplastic. NCBI's taxonomy places the organism in Eukaryota, Viridiplantae, Streptophyta, Magnoliopsida, Cornales, Cornaceae. Gene Ontology annotation, cellular component: plastid. Gene Ontology annotation, biological process: tetrahydrobiopterin biosynthetic process. Gene Ontology annotation, molecular function: 4-alpha-hydroxytetrahydrobiopterin dehydratase activity. The coding region runs from base 54 to 707 and encodes 217 amino acids. The transcript has 3 exons. The record is from RefSeq and is a predicted model, not a curated record.
UACACCUUUUAUCUCUCUCUCUCUCUCUCUCUCUCUCUGUGUGUCUCUCUCCCAUGGCCGCUUCUGUCAAUCUAUGCUUCUCGACUCCCCUUCCUCUCUCUUCUCCCUCUCUACCUCCAGCCCAGAGCACUCUGUUUCUCACUCAUCACCUUCCACAACUCUCAAUCCUUACCCAGACCCGAACCUUGCUCAAAACUCGCGCUACGGGCGGUGACCUCUUGGGCGAUUUUGGGGCCAGAGACCCAUUUCCGGCAGAGAUAGAGAGUAGGUUUGGAGAGAAAGUGUUAGGAAAUGGUGACACCGAGCAUCGAAUUCUAAUCCCCAAUACCUCUUUUCUCUCUCUUGCCCAACAAGACUGCACUCCUGUAUCUCCAUUGCAGCCUCCACUGUCACGUGACAAUGCUCAGAAGCUGUUAAAGAAGGUUGUUGGCUGGAGAUUGUUAGAUGAAGAAGGGGGACUUAAACUACAAUGUUUGUGGAGAUUGAGAGAUUUCAAAUGUGGGGUUGAACUCAUCAACAGGAUUUACACAGUUGUGGAGGCUGCAGGGCACUUACCAAAUCUUCACCUGGAGCAGCCUAAUCAAGUUAGAGCUGAGCUAUGGACUGCUUCUAUCGGAGGUUUGAGUAUGAAUGAUUUUAUCGUUGCCGCAAAAAUCGACGAGAUAAAAACAUCAGAUCUUGUCCCCAAGAAAAGGGUUUGGGCAUAAUUGGAGCACUGUACUGUUUUCUUGAAGAAACCAAAAGAUCUGUCUGCUCAUUCGGUCUUCUCUGACAACUAAAAAGAAACUCAUGUUGCUACAGUUCAAAAAAACAUAUUCUACUUGGUCCAUAUAUUAUGCUUUUUUAAUCCUUGUGUAUAGAAAUCAUUCCCUAUCAUUUGUCAUUUGUUUUUAUUACCAGAAAAGAGUUUGGGGAUGAUGUAACUAACACAAAGAUCAAUAUGAUUCUUCUGAAGUACUCUUUAGCAAAAGAUAAUUGAAAAGGUUAAUGUUGCUAUUGAAUUACACAA